Messenger RNA from Ciona intestinalis (vase tunicate), 2505 nucleotides. Its product is annotated as gamma-aminobutyric acid type B receptor subunit 1. NCBI's taxonomy places the organism in Eukaryota, Metazoa, Chordata, Ascidiacea, Phlebobranchia, Cionidae. Gene Ontology annotation, molecular function: G protein-coupled GABA receptor activity. Gene Ontology annotation, cellular component: G protein-coupled receptor heterodimeric complex; membrane. Gene Ontology annotation, biological process: G protein-coupled receptor signaling pathway; gamma-aminobutyric acid signaling pathway. The record is from RefSeq and is a predicted model, not a curated record.
UACAUUUGUCCUAUUUAGGCUUUAAGUAGUUGUAAGGUUAUGUAAAGUCGUAAGCUUUAGAAUGAAGUAUACAAUAAUUUGGUUGCUUGCUGCUGUUUUAUCGAGUAUCUCAUUAUCAGUUGCUACAACGGAUAUCUUUGUAGGUGGGAUAUUCCCAAUGUCCGGCGGUUGGUCUGGGGGGCAAGCAUGUUAUCCUGCUGCACAAAUGGCUGUUGAAGAUGUUAACAACAGAUCUGAUAUUUUGCAAGGUUACAAAAUUAAUUUGGUCAAAAAGGACAGCAAGUGCGAUGCUGGGCUGGGUACUCGAAAGUUUUAUGAUUUACUUCAAGAUUCAAGAAUAUUUACUUUGCUUACUGGCUGCAGCAGCGUGUCCACACCGAUUGCCGAGUCGGCGUAUUUAUGGAAUAUUAACGUCAUGGCUUACGGUGCAAGCUCUCCCGCUUUAUCGAACAGGAGUCGUUUUCCCUCCUUCUUCCGGACUCAUCCAUCCGCCAACCUCCACAAUCCAACAAGGAUCAAACUCUUCCAAAUGUUUGGAUGGAAGAGAAUCGGGAUUAUUAGUCAAGGAUCAGAAGUUUUUGAAUCCACCGCUAAAGACUUACGCACUCGUUUGAUCCAAGAAAAUAUGGAAAUUGUAACGCAGCAAUCUUUUCAUGCAGACCCGAAAGUUGCAGUACAGAAUUUGAAGAAAGUCGACGUUCGAAUUAUCGUUGGUCUCUUUUACGAAGGAGCCGCACGUAAAGUGAUGUGUGAGGCGUUCAAGGAAAAAUUAUUCGGGAAUCGGUAUGUGUGGUUUCUAAUAGGUUGGUACAAACAUGGUUGGCAUAUAGUUCCUGAAAAAGGUGUUGAUUGCACUGAAGAUGAAAUGGCAGAUACAGUUGAAGGACAUUUUACUACAGAAAUACUGAUGCUCAAUCCAACUAAUGAUACAACUGUUUCCGGCAUGAACACUCAAGAAUUUCUGCAAAGGCUGUCUAACACCACAACUGACAUUCACUUAAAAGGUGGAUAUGAAGAAGCUCCACUUGCAUAUGAUGCAAUAUGGGCCAUUGCUAUUGCACUUAACAACUCCAUUCAACGGCUACAAACGUCUGAUCUGACAAGAAAUAACGGAUUAAUUUUAAACGACAUGUACCGUUCAUUAAAUGCUUCAUCAUUCACUGGAAUAUCAGGAACAGUUGUGUUUGAUUCUGAUGGCUCAAGAAUGGCGUGGACAAAAGUUGAACGAAUGGAAAAUGGAGUUUACAAGGAGAUACUUAUCUAUCAUGCUGAGAAAAAGAUAAUGAAAAGAAUUAAUAAGAUAAAUUGGAAACAACCACCUAAAGAUCGCACAAUGACAGUGAAAAGAACUUUGAAAUUGUCAACCUCUGCUUUUGUGGCUGGAGGUGCCAUGGCAGCAAUGUGUGGCUUCUUCUGUGUGGCAUGCCUCUGUUUCACUUGGAAAGAAAGAAAUAACAAACUAAUAAUACCUCCUGGGUCUUCAUUGAACUCAAUAAGUUUGUUUGGAUUUCUUCUCCUUAUAUCGGCAAUAUUUCUGUCUGGACUCAAUGAUAUCACAGGACCUAUUUGUGAGGUACGAGCAUGGACUCUUUCCAUUGGUUUUACUCUUGCCUUCUCCCCUCUAUUUGCCAAACUAUGGACCGUAAAUGAUCUUCAUAAAAAAAUGAUCUUUGAUGGGAGAAGUACAAAGAAAAAAAAGAAAGAUGUAAAAGUGAACUUCACACUAAACACAGAGACAGUUGUUGUGAUGGUAGUGCCUCUAGUGUUGGAUCUCAUCGUGCUAAUCACAUGGUCUUGUAUUGACCGCCUUGUUCAAUCAAAAUCAAAGCUUGCUCCAUAUGAAGAAGGAGAAGUUAUCAUUAAUCCAGAGUUAAAGAAAUGUGUUUCUAAUUACACAACAAUAUGGAUUGGUGUAAUGUUUGCUUAUAAGGCAAUUCAGUUAUUACUUGGUUCAUUCCUUGCUUAUGAAAGUCGAAGUAAGAUUGAAAGUAACAGUGACCACAAGACUGUAGCUGGUGCUGUGUACAACAUAACGGUCCUCAGUCUUCUGUGUGCUCCAAUCCUCAUGAUCUUAGGUGAUGAACCAAAUCUUUCCUUUCUUUUCCUUGCAACUCCUAUCAAUAUGUGUACCAUCACAAGCACUGCUAUUAUAUUUAUUCCAAAGUGGAGAGUAUCUCGCAAGAAGCCAGAAUUCAGACGAACAGGUUCAAAUCGUUCUGCAGUUCAACGAGUACGACCACCUGCCAGCAACCAUAUUGAGUCAGAGGAACAAAAACUGGAACGUGAAAAUCGAAUUCUUCAGGAAAAAAUUGCAGAAAAAAACAAACAGAUAAAUGAACUUCGUCAAAGAAAAAUUGCAACAGAGAACAUGAGCAAUGGGAUACAAGAACUCACACCACAAGGCCAGGACUGUGAAUAAAAUUUUCCAAAAAUUGUUGUUGUUAUAUAUUGUUGUAAACAAAAACUGUGAGACUGUUUCGUAAUAAAUGUUGUUUCGAGAAUUUC